This is a messenger RNA of Lodderomyces oxycetoniae, 1326 nucleotides long. RefSeq names its product ribose phosphate diphosphokinase subunit. Gene Ontology annotation, molecular function: ribose phosphate diphosphokinase activity; magnesium ion binding. The record is from RefSeq and is a predicted model, not a curated record. NCBI's taxonomy places the organism in Eukaryota, Fungi, Ascomycota, Pichiomycetes, Serinales, Debaryomycetaceae. The transcript has a single exon. Gene Ontology annotation, cellular component: ribose phosphate diphosphokinase complex; cytoplasm. Gene Ontology annotation, biological process: 5-phosphoribose 1-diphosphate biosynthetic process; purine nucleotide biosynthetic process; ribonucleoside monophosphate biosynthetic process. The coding region runs from base 1 to 1326 and encodes 441 amino acids.
AUGCGCAAGUGCAAGAUCUUCGUAGGGUCGUCACACCCUGAGUUGGGCCAACUUGUUUGCGAAAGGCUAGGGGUAUUACCAGCACCAUGCACGUUGAAGAAGUUUAGCAAUGGCGAGACGUCAGUGCAAAUUGGGGUUAGUGUGCGAGAUGAGGAUGUGUAUAUUAUACAGAGUGGGUCACCGCACAUCAACGACCAUAUCAUGGAGCUCUUGAUAUUGAUCAGUGCGUGUCGAGGUGGCAGUGCCAAUAAGAUCACUGCAGUGAUUCCGCAGUUUCCGUACAGCAAGCAGAGCAAGAUGAAGAAGCACCGGGGAGCCAUUACUGCGAGGAUGUUGGCGAACUUGUUGGUAAUGGCGGGAGCGGACCAUAUUGUGAGCAUGGACCUUCAUGCCAGUCAGAUGCAAGGAUUCUUCACCAAGCCUGUGGAUAAUCUAUUUGGGGCACCUACCUUGGCGCGAUGGAUUAGACACAACAUUGAAGACUGGGAGAGGUCAGUUGUUGUUUCGAAAAACCCUGGAGGCACAAAGAGAGUAACUGCGUUGGCCGACUCGCUUAAGAUCAAUUUUGCUAUGAUUCAUACCGAUAGGAGACGCACGCAGGAUGAGUAUGCGAGGAAGAAGGCGUUAAAGACAACAAAGAUUACAGAUGAGGAAGAAGAUAAUAUAGUAAAUGAAUUACAAACGGCGCGCAUUGUGCAGGGCCAUGUUGUUGAUGACGAGUGGGAGGGGGAAAAAGAGAAGGCAGGGGCAGCAGCAACCGCAGCAGCAACCGCAACCUCUGCCUCUGCCUGUGCCUCUGCCCCUGCUUCCUUAGACAGUGAUGUUCUUGGCGGGUCGUACGAUGUGACCAACUCCGACGACGAGGACGAGCCGUUGGUGGAGGAGAAGUUGAUUACCCUUGUAGGGGAUGUCAAGGAUAAAGUAGCGAUCAUACUCGAUGAUAUGAUAGACAAGCCCAACUCGUUUAUUGCUGCUGCCGAGCACUUGAGGUUGAACUGUGGUGCAAAAGCUGUGUAUGUAGUUGGCACGCACGGAGUGUUUAACGAUUCCUGUUUGGAUGCAUUAACGGAGUCGAGGUGUAUUGACAAGAUAGUUGUUACCAACACUUAUCCUAUAUUACAAGGUCGUAUUGAGGCGCACCGGAAUAAGUUGGUGGUGAUUGAUGUUAGUCCGAUAUUUGCUGAGUGUAUAAGAAGAGACCACUUUGGAGAGUCAAUUUCGGUCUUGUUUGACUCGCUUGCAGACGCGACACUAUCGAGACGCGACACUAUCAACACUAUCGACACUAUCGAGCAGAGCGAGAUAGUGGAGCAACGUCACAAUUGA